AUGGACAAGAAAUUAUCCUUUAUUAGCUUAGCACCUCAUCUAAAAAAUUUGCACGUUUGUGGGAUUUAUCAAUUAAAUCCUCAUUCACCGAAGCUUCAUAAACUUUUUCAUAGUAUCUAUAUGAAAAUAAUUCUGAUCCUUCUUUUACUCUUCAUGGUGCAACAGAUUUUGAAAAUAUACCAAGUGCGCAACGACGCAAACAAAGUCAUGAAUACUAUGUUUUUAUUAUUGACACAUUCUGAUAGUAUUUACAAACAGAUGAUACUGUGGAUUAAAGCUGACAAAAUCGAAGAAAUUCUUGAAAUUAUGAAAGGUCCGAUAUUUAACCAAGACUCGACGCAUCACCAGGAGCACCUCUCUCAAACCGUGAUGCAGGCCCGAUUGCUCCUGCGGGCAUUCAACAACGCCGCUCUCUCUACCUGUCUCCUCUGGGUCCUCUACCCGGUUAUAUUGUAUGCACAAGGCAAGUCCGUUGAAUUUGCGAUAUGGUUGCCCUUUGACGCUAACACGAGCCCGAACUUCUAUAUAGUAGUGAUCUACGUAUGGAUACAGACGUCAUGGGUUGCUUUCAGUAAUACCACAAUGGACGCUUUUAUAUCGUUCUUUCUAGCUCAGUGCAAAACGCAACUGUCUAUUCUCAGACUGGAGCUAGAAAAUGUAGCUGAAAAAAGCAAAGAGGAAGCAUCACGUUUAUCAAGGCCUUUAUCGGUAGUGCUUCAGGAGCGGUUCACUAGGAUAAUGAUAUAUUACGAUGAAAUUAUUAAGUUUCAUGGAAAAGUACAAGAAGUUUUUGGUGGAGUUAUUUUCUACCUAUUUUUUGUAAGCGGAUGGAUUAUUUGUACAACUGCAUAUAGAACGGUCAACAUAAACCCAGCUUCAAUGGAGUUCGUUUCGAUGAUAAUGUACAUGUGCUGUGUUUUAACUGAAUUAAUCCUGUACUGUUAUUUUGGAAACGAAGUAAAUUUUGAGACCCAACCACAUCUGCUCCACGGGCGGCGCAGGUGGAUGCGUAAUGACGCGGGUAUUGAUACCGUGUUUGAGAUAGAACCCAACGCCACCACCGCGAGAGCGUAUAUUGGCCAGACGUGGGGCAUGGCGCAGGCGAUACCCGGGAGGCGCGGGCGCUCGACCCUCCUGGCCAGCGUGCAACCAGGUCUCGUUGAUAGCCAUGACGUCAACGUUGAAACGUUCCAUGGCCACGAGGAACUCAUCAUGACGCGUACCAAGAGAUCCAGCGUUUAG
This is a messenger RNA of Hyposmocoma kahamanoa, 1242 nucleotides long. Its product is annotated as odorant receptor Or1-like. Gene Ontology annotation, molecular function: olfactory receptor activity; odorant binding. Gene Ontology annotation, biological process: sensory perception of smell; detection of chemical stimulus involved in sensory perception of smell. Gene Ontology annotation, cellular component: plasma membrane. Bases 1 to 1242 code for a protein of 413 amino acids. The transcript is spliced from 8 exons. The record is from RefSeq and is a predicted model, not a curated record. Lineage: Eukaryota; Metazoa; Arthropoda; Insecta; Lepidoptera; Cosmopterigidae.